UUGUUUCCCAUUUUUAAUUAUCAAUAAAUCCACAGGGAGCUUAUGUUUUUCGGCACUAGUGGCCUUUAUAUUUUUUUAACAGUAGGUAGACAGGAAAGGGGGAGACAUUCGGUAAAUGUCGCCUGGUCCGGGACUCGAACCCGGGACAGCCGCUUCGGUAUGGUCGCGUGCUUCACCUCUACACCAUCAGCGCUUACGUUGCCCAUGAAGCAAGACAAUUAUUUCUCAUCAUAAUUUGUGGUUGUCCGGCUGAUUAUUUGUUUUUCCAGAAUCUUGGAGAACUGAGGUAGUAAUGAGACAGGUCUAGUUUAUCAGGAGUGUUUGUUCCCAGUUUUAUACAGCGGUGUAACUUUUGCUACUUUCAUUUUGUUUGAAAAUGUGCCACUUUGAAAAGAUAAGUUGCAUAUAUAUGUAAAUAAUAUGCAAGUUCCCUCAAUUACCUUUUUUUAGAACCAACAAAUCAAUAUCACAAUCAGCAGAUGAAAAACUUUAGAUUAUUUUUUUUCUCUCUCAUUGCUGUGAAGAACAAGUAAAUCAGAUUGACGGUAACUGAAUUCCAUCUAUAAACUCAACUUUCCACAAAUUGAUUUCCGCAGUUGGUAAGUCCUUCAUAUAGUCAGCUUGGUUUGGUUGGCUUUUCACCCUUAACAAAUCAUUGCUAUGAUUUUCUUACGGGUACAAAACUCUGGGGACACAAGUUUGACAAUCCAAUAAAUAUUUUAGUCACUAAAUACAUAUGUUCCUAUAUGUGUUAGCAUUAACAAUGGAUAUGUUAAAUUUAAAUUCAUCUAUAAUUAUUUCAGUUGGGUCAAACAUUAACUAUAAAAAUACAAUUAUGUUAAAUUAUGUUAUGCUCACUGUGAUAAUUUAAGCUAUAAUAGUUCAGCUCAACUGACACCGCAGCUUAACUUCGGACCAAUCACCUUCAGUUAAAGCUGUAUUAGCCCCACUCAGUUAAAAUCUUGAAAAAGUUUAGAUGAUUAUAUAAAAAACAUUUAAAAUAUAAAAACAGAUAUGUACAGAAAUGUAAUGAACAUCUGAUACAAUGACUGUUAAUAUGUUUUAUUUAGAAAAUACACUUAUGCUAGUAAUGUAAUGCACCAUCAUUUUAGGACAUGUUCGUUAUAAAUAAAGAAAAUAUUAUUUUUAUCGGAUGGUAAAUUCGAAAGAAGCCCAAAUAAUAACAUUGCUAUGUGUAAGAAAACCUUACAACGACGCUGGUUGAUUGGAUUACGAACAGACUUCAUGUCACGUGAAUCCAUCACCAUGGUUUCCAUGCCGCACAUGCUCUGUGACGGAACUCCUUUGAUGUCGAUGAUGUAACAAACACGUUUGAAGUCCAAAACAGUGGACCACUUGUGAGUUCUGCUCAGAACACUUUAACAAGCGUUCAUAGUCCUGCUGAUUACAGAAAGAUUUGAGAAAAUUUGACCUUUUUUUCAACUUUUUUCUGUAAACACAGUUUGUAUUAAUUUGAUUUCUAGACAAAGACCUACUCAGUCAUCACAAUAGUAGUUACACAGCCAGAAGGAAUCCAUAUUUUCAUAGUUUUUCAAAGAAAACUGCAUCUCUAAAUGGAAAAACUGCUCUACAGUAUCCCAAAAGACAAGUGGGACGACUUUGUUGCUGGUAGUGCUGCGAUACAGAAAAUAUGGUUGAAGGAACAUCUGCUUUUGGACAGUACCAAUUUCUUUUCUGCUCUGGUUUUGUCCAAAGUCCAGAGCCUGCCUGUCACACGCAAGGAUGUCAAAGCCAUUGUGGGUAACCAACUACCAGAAGCUCUUGCGAACGUCCUGGGAAGUACAGUGAUUUGUGAUUUAGAACCCAUUAAAAUGUUUAACAAAUUAGUUAUCAGAGAAGUGGCAAGCAAGAUCCAAUCCUCCACCAAUCAGGACAGUAUGAAGAAACAGUCUCUGGUCAGAAGAAGCAUGGAUAAACUAUUCCACGCGGUGGAUCGAGUUAGGGUGCUGGGACAUCAAACAGCUGUAGAUAAUGGCACAAAAGCAAAGAUUUGUAAACAGGAGAAUGUUCCGUCUACCAAUGCUGCACCACACACUUUGAGGGCACCAAGAAGAAAAGCAAAGGGUGCACCUGCGAUUUAUAAUAAAUACCGUGGAGGGAAACAAUGGUUAAAAGAGGGAGUGCCCAAGUUACCAACCAUCCCUGAAGCCACUCAGAUGGAGGAAAUGUUGGCUGAAAUCAACCAUUUUGGAUACAACAUCCAGACUUACAAUGAGUGCGAACAGUUUCCACACCUGUAUCAGAGGUCCUGUUAGCAGAUCUGCUAUGGAGGCGUCCAUCUGCAGCCGCAUUUCAGAGCUCAGAGGAACAGCCGACCUCAACGGCCUUCAUUUCGGGUCUGAAGCUGAAAACCUGGAUGGGACCAGAACUUCUUUACCUGGCUGGCGCUUUGGACUUAUAGGCUAAAUCUGUAGAGUUUGAGUGAUGCUUGUUUAAAUGUGUGUAAAUUAUCUUUGAGUUGUUUGCGGCGGCAUCUUCAGUAAGUUAAAUCAAGAGAAGUGGACAAAGAGGGGGUUGACCCGUUAAUGAUUUGUUUCUUCCUGCAGAGGGCUCAUGAUGUUUAUGUGUGAUUGUUUGCUAAAAAUAUUUUGCCUUUUUUCCCCCCCCAUUCUUGUAAUAUUUGAUCCUGUGGAUGCAAAUGUCAGAAGCCUUUGGUAUAAACUGAAAUAUGCAUGACUUCAUUUUCGUACACACCGUAACCUCCAGCCCUCUGUAAGAUACCCCUCUCAGCUCAAUGUUGCUGCAGUGCAUUGUUGCAGGUUCGUUUUGA
Molecule: messenger RNA, 2791 nt
Organism: Girardinichthys multiradiatus
Lineage: Eukaryota; Metazoa; Chordata; Actinopteri; Cyprinodontiformes; Goodeidae
Exons: 2
Coding region: 1575-2276 (233 amino acids)
Source: RefSeq, a predicted model, not a curated record